Molecule: messenger RNA, 1312 nt
Organism: Diabrotica virgifera virgifera (western corn rootworm)
Lineage: Eukaryota; Metazoa; Arthropoda; Insecta; Coleoptera; Chrysomelidae
Product: enoyl-[acyl-carrier-protein] reductase, mitochondrial
Exons: 1
Coding region: 88-1161 (357 amino acids)
Biological process (GO): fatty acid metabolic process
Cellular component (GO): mitochondrion
Molecular function (GO): trans-2-enoyl-CoA reductase (NADPH) activity
Source: RefSeq, a predicted model, not a curated record
UUACAUUUCAAAUCGUUUCUAACCUUCAUGAACUUUAAAGACUAGUUCUUUCGGUAUUUUUUUUAAUCGAAAACAAUAUCAACAGUCAUGAAAUCAACUAAAUUAUUUAACUACACUAACAUUUCCAAUGUAUAUAAAAGAUUUUCGAGUACAACGUCAUCUAAGCUGAUUUAUUUUGAAUAUGGAGAUCCACUGAAGGUAGUAAAUUUAGAAGAGGAACGUAUACCAGACCCCAACGAGCAGCAGGUACUUAUUAAAAUGUUAGCAGCACCCGUGAACCCAGCAGACAUUAACACCAUUCAAGGGAAAUACCCCUCCAAGCCAGAACUACCUGCAGUGCCCGGGAAUGAAGGAGUUGGAGUCGUGGAAAAAGUCGGUUCUGGGGUUGUUGGUAUCAGUCAAGGAGACCAUGUAGUGCCUCUUACAAAUAACUUGGGUACUUGGCGUACCCACAUUGUGUUAAAUUCGAAUAAUGUGUUGAAAGUUCCGAAAAAAUUGGGAUUAGUCGAAGCAGCUACCUUAACUGUGAAUCCUUGUACAGCAUAUAGGAUGUUAAGAGAUUUUACAGCAUUGAAACCUGGAGACACUGUUAUUCAAAACGGAGCAAAUUCAGCUUGUGGGCAGAAUGUGAUACAACUAUGUAAGUCCUGGGGUGUACGAACAGUUAACGUAGUAAGAAACAGACCAGAAAUAGACGAACUAAGGAAGUUUUUGCAGAAUUUAGGGGCUACAUAUGUUCUUACAGAGGAGGAAAUAAGGAGUACAGAUAUAUUUAGAGGAGCCGUUGAUAAGCCGAAGUUGGCUCUGAACUGUGUAGGAGGAAAAAGUGCCUUGGACAUUAUGAGAUACUUACAGAAUGGUAGUCCUAUAGUUACCUACGGAGGUAUGUCUAGAGAGCCUGUUACAGUCCCAACGUCUGCACUAAUCUUCAAAGAUAUUAAAGUUAGGGGCUUCUGGAUGACCAGAUGGACAAAAGAACAUGGAAGUAGUGUGGAAAGAUCAGAGAUGUUUGAAGAACUGAUUUCUUUAAUGACCAAUAAUGAUUUACAUGGACCUUCCCACAAAAUGGUGAGGUUUAAUAACUACCACGAGGCUAUUAUGAACACUUUGACAGUCAAAGGAAUGACAGGAAAGAAGUUUAUCUUAGAUUUUACCACCUAAACAUGUUUGUCUUAUUAAGACUGCUUUAGUUUUUUUAAGGUACCAAUUUUUUUUAAAUGGUGUACAGUUUUGUUCUCUUGAUAUUAUUUUAUGUUUAAACGACCAAAGACUGUAAUAUAUAAUCAGCAAAUACUUGUUGUUGAAUCGAAAA